Molecule: messenger RNA, 2080 nt
Organism: Scleropages formosus (Asian bonytongue)
Lineage: Eukaryota; Metazoa; Chordata; Actinopteri; Osteoglossiformes; Osteoglossidae
Product: solute carrier family 35 member F5-like
Exons: 16
Coding region: 164-1615 (483 amino acids)
Cellular component (GO): membrane
Source: RefSeq, a predicted model, not a curated record
CAGGAAAUACUAAGACCAGUGAUGUUUACAUCCUAGCUAGCAGGAGAGCUGGCAGGCAAAUAUUGAAGAUGCAUCUUCUACUGAGGAUAGAGUUUUUACACAGUAGAUGUGAUUAGAAGACUGAAAUUGCAGAAUCCUGAAGAAAAACCCAUACAGCCUCCAAAUGGUGCUGGUUUUCAUCAUGAACCGGAUGAGCAGCUCCCAGAGCAGUGUGCUGGCCCAGCGGAGGCGCAUGGCUUUGGGCAUCAUCAUCCUCCUGCUCGUAGAUGUUAUCUGGGUGGCCUCUUCAGAACUCACCUUGUAUAUAUUUAAGCACCAAGACUACAACAAGCCCUUCUUCAGCACCUUUGCCAAGACAUCCAUGUUCGUCCUCUACCUGCUGGGAUUCCUGGUGUGGCGACCAUGGAGACAGCAGUGUUCGGGCAGGUUGUGCGGCCGACCCACAGCCUUUUUUGCUGAUGCAGAAGCCUACUUAACCACUUGCACUACAGACAACAAUUUAAGUAAUUCCCUAAGUGAACCCCUCUACGUUCCUGUCAAGUUCCAAGAUGCACCAGCAGAACAGGCCAGUAAUGCCAAGGGAAACUCUGAACGAUCCCCUAAAAAGCACCGGGUACGUUUUAGCAACAUCAUGGAGGUUCGGCAGCUGCCGUCCACCCAGGCGCUGGAGGCUAAACUGUCACGGAUGUCCUAUCCAGCGGCCAAAGACCAUGAGUCCAUGCUAAAAACGGUUGGCAAACUUACUGUGAUUGAAGUAGCAAAAAUUAGCUUCUUCUUCUGCUUUGUGUGGUUCCUAGCAAACCUUUCCUACCAAGAAGCACUGUCUGAUACGCAGGUAGCCAUUGUGAACAUGUUGUCCUCUACUUCAGGUCUUUUUACUCUGAUCCUGGCUGCCAUUUUCCCGAGCAACAGCAGUGACAGGUUUACGCUCUCCAAGCUUCUAGCAGUCGUGCUAAGCAUUGGGGGUGUGGCCCUUGUGAGCUUUUCCAGCUCCAGCGGCUCCGAUGAGGAAGGUGCAUUAGGGAUCCUCUGGUCUCUGGCCGGGGCCGUCCUUUACGCUGUCUACAUUGUAAUGAUCAAGCGGAAGUUUGAGCGGGAAGACAGGCUGGACAUCCCCAUGUUCUUCGGCUUUGUAGGAUUGUUCAAUCUGCUGCUGCUCUGGCCUGGCUUCCUCCUCUUGCACUACGCGGGUUUCGAGCCAUUCGAGCUGCCCAGCAAGCUGGUAUGGAUGUACAUCAUUGUCAAUGGCCUCGUAGGAACCGUGCUCUCCGAGUUCCUCUGGUUGUGGGGCUGUUUUCUCACCUCAUCUCUGAUAGGCACGCUCGCCCUGAGCCUGACGAUACCGCUGUCCAUUAUAGCCGACAUGUGCAUGCAGAAGGUGCAGUUUUCCUGGCUGUUUUUUGCUGGUGCUAUCCCUGUAUUUCUGUCUUUUUUUAUUGCAACUCUUUUAAGUCACUACAACAACUGGGACCCAGUGAUGGUGGGACUGCGAAGGGUGUUUGCUUUUGUAUGUCGAAAACACCGCAUUCAAAGGUUACCAGAGGAUAGUGAGCAGUGUGAGAGCCUUAUCCCCCUGCAUAAUGUGUUGCAGGAUAAUGGAGGGAGCUGUUCGUGAGCCUGUGUGCAGUCAUAAGAUUGGGAUAGAGUAAUAAAUGGCAAUGGAACAAUUCAAGACCAUUCCUUAAAGUAUUCCUUAUUUCCCAGUGCCUCAUAGAUGUCUUGAACGAGAUGACAAAUCGAACCCUUUAAGACACAGCCUGUUACUGGAACCCUGUUUGGAUGGACCUCAUUGUCAAUUUGUAAGUGGUACUGUUGGAGAUAAUGCACUUCUCAGUACACUGAAUGUAACACCACGCAAUAGGGAUAUCACGUCAGUCAUUUGCAGAAAAAUACUGUUAUCAUUCUGAUCAAAAUUGUUGAUUUUUCUUCCUUUUUUUUUUUUUUUUGCUUCCUCCACUGAAAUUACACAAUGUGAUGGCAGACUGAGUGAACCCUUUAUAAAUACUUUACGUAACACUAAUAUGCAUUGUUAAGCAACACUACAUCCUGUAGUACAUCUGUUAUUCAUCUCUGUUGUAAA